CCAAAUAUCAUGGUGUCUGCCUGAUAGUCCAUGUGGCUCCAGGUCUCGGAAAAAGCACCAUAAGUUUAACGUGACUUAUUAAAUAUUAUUUUAAACAGUGUGAGGCUGAGAGCCACUCGGACCCGGAAAUGCAGCACGACGACGUGAUCUGGGACAUCAUCGGAAACACGCAGUUCUGCUCCUUCAAAGUGAAGACGAAGAGUCAGAACUUCUGUCGAAAUGAGUACAACAUCACGGGCCUGUGUAACCGCUCGGCCUGCCCGCUCGCCAACAGCCAGUACGCCACCAUCAGAGAGGAGAAAGGGCAGUGUUUCCUCUACAUGAAGGUCAUCGAGAGGGCGGCUUUUCCUGCCAGGAUGUGGGAGAAGGUGAAACUCAGUAAGAACUACGAGAAAGCUCUGGAACAGAUCGACGAGAACUUGAUCUACUGGCCUCGAUUCAUCCGACACAAAUGCAAACAGCGGUUCACCAAAAUCACCCAGUACCUGAUCCGCAUGCGCAAACUGGUCCUCAAGAGGCAGAGGAAGCUGGUUCCUCUCAGCAGGAAGGUGGAGACCAGAGAAAGGAGGAAAGAGGAGAAGGCUCUGAUUGCUGCUCAGCUCGAUAACGCCAUCGAGAAGGAGCUGCUGGAACGACUCAAGCAGGGAACGUAUGGAGAUAUCUACAACUUCCCCGCGCACGCCUUCGACAGAGCGCUAGAGCAGCAGGACCAGGAGAGCGAGUCAGAGUCUGAGGAGGAAGAGGAGGAGGAGGAUGAUGAGGAUGUCGGGCAGAGAGAAUUUGUAGCAGAGGAAGAAGUGGAGGAGAGUGACCUGAGUGACUUUGAGGACAUGAACAAGCUGAAGACGAGCAGUGAUGAGGAGGAGCAGGACGAGUCCAGUGAGGAGGAGGAGGAGAUGGAGGUGCAGAUGAAGGCUUCGAGGUCUAAGGGCAAAUCUCCAGCGAAAGGCGCAGCAGUGAGGAAGAAGCGAUCCUACGUGGAGAUCGAGUACGAGCAGGAGACAGAACCUGCCUCCAAGAGCAGAACCACGUAGUGACGCCACGCCGUCAGCUGUCAAUCAAACCCGGACUGCUGAGAACACGCCCCCUCACACACUCACCCUGUCGCCAUGGCAACAUGCAACAGCCGAGGGGGUUUGUCCAAUAAGUUGUUCUGUUCCUGUUUAACGUGGCGCGCCGUGUUUCCCUCGGCUGAAAGUCACGUGACCAGCAACGAAGGACGUCAGAUCAGAUCACCGAUGGAAAUAUCGAUUAUUCUGCCUUUAAUAAUCAGCCAAAACAAUUUAAAACAUGUUUAUCAGAUUCAAUUUUAUGUCUAUCAAAAGUUAAAACAAAAGUUCUCGUUUCAGAAGCUGAAACUUCAGAAAAUGCAAACGAUGGAUUUGUUCCUCUUUGAUCAAUCUGCGAGGAACUGUCGCUUUUUGUUUAUAGGAGCAGAAAAUGGAGCAUAAACUGAUGUCUGAAUGCAGACGGGACACGAUAUGAUCCGAGGAACUGCCCAAAGUGACUUUACUGCCAUUGUUCUGACUUUCCAGUUCACAUUAACGCAGAGAUGAUGGACGUGAAUAAAUCCUAUUUCCAGACCUGCGAGUGUUUUUUGUGUUUGCAGUAAAAACGGACUUCCUGCUUUGAGUCACACUUAGAAAAAAAAUCUAAUGCAGUUUGAAUGUAGUGAAAUUUUAGUAAUAAUUAGAUUUAAUGUGAACUGAGAAAAGACAGUUGAAAGAAAGCAGUGCCCUCUACAGGCAGACAGAGGAAGCAGUCGUGGGCAUAUGUACAGCAUAUUUAUACUUUAUUUACAAAUUACUGAGUCUCCA
Molecule: messenger RNA, 1817 nt
Organism: Archocentrus centrarchus (flier cichlid)
Lineage: Eukaryota; Metazoa; Chordata; Actinopteri; Cichliformes; Cichlidae
Gene: mak16
Product: MAK16 homolog (S. cerevisiae)
Exons: 10
Coding region: 129-1034 (301 amino acids)
Biological process (GO): maturation of LSU-rRNA; maturation of 5.8S rRNA
Cellular component (GO): preribosome, large subunit precursor; nucleolus
Source: RefSeq, a predicted model, not a curated record